Helianthus annuus (common sunflower) is the source of this 1926-nucleotide messenger RNA. Its product is annotated as F-box protein At1g47056. Bases 149 to 1756 code for a protein of 535 amino acids. NCBI's taxonomy places the organism in Eukaryota, Viridiplantae, Streptophyta, Magnoliopsida, Asterales, Asteraceae. The transcript has a single exon. Gene Ontology annotation, cellular component: SCF ubiquitin ligase complex. Gene Ontology annotation, molecular function: protein binding. The record is from RefSeq and is a predicted model, not a curated record. Gene Ontology annotation, biological process: SCF-dependent proteasomal ubiquitin-dependent protein catabolic process.
ACAACUCUCUUUCCUAUACAACCCCCACCCCAACACAUAAUAUAAUUUUUUAAAUCCGUGUUUAAAUCACAUUUUCAAUUCCACAACCCAUCGCCGGUUGCAGUUGCUACCGUCGCCGGAGACAGUUACUGUUUCAUCUCCGCCGUGGAUGGGCCAAUCACAGUCAAUUAACGGCAGAGUCAUCAACCGACGUCGAGAUAACUCCGUCGAUCACCUACGCAGAUCGAUGCCGGACGAAGAUCCAAAGGAAUUACGUUCAUUUCUAACGGAAAAAGACGUUGAAGACGAAGAAUGUGUUACGGUUAGCGGAGAUAUUUCGAUUCUUCCAGACGCGUGUCUCGCGUGCAUCUUCCAGUUUCUCAGUUCCGGCGACCGGAAACAAUGCUCACUCGUGUGCCGCCGGUGGCUGGAGAUCGAAGGACAGAGUCGUCAUCGUCUCACUCUCAACGCACAAUCGGAACUCGUUUCCGUCGUGACAUCACUCUUCUCUCGAUUCGAUUCGGUAACCAAACUCUCUCUGAAAUGCGACCGUAGAUCUGUAAGCAUCGGAGACGACGGACUUGUUCUAAUCUCUCAGCGUUGCCGGAAUCUCACGCGCCUGAAGCUCCGAUCGUGCCGGAAAUUGACGGAUAUAGGUAUGGAAACUUUUGCUAAGAAUUGUAAUAAUUUGAAGAGGUUUUCGUGUGGAUCGUGUGCUUUUGGUGCUAAAGGAAUCAACGCUGUGAUUAAUAACUGCUCGUUGUUAGAAGAAUUAUCGGUUAAGCGGUUACGUGGCGUUGGUAAUGGUGGUGUAGUGGAGCCCAUUGGACCAGGUUUAGCUGCUUUGUCUCUUAAGUUUAUUUGUUUAAAGGAUCUGUAUAAUGCACAGUGUUUCGGACCGUUGAUAAUCGGAUCGAAAAAUUUAAGGACAUUGAAGUUGUUUAGGUGUUCUGGAGACUGGGAUAGGUUACUGGAGUUGGUUAGUGAUCAUGUGGAUGGAUUGGUAGAGGUUCAUCUGGAAAGGCUGCAGAUGAGUGAUGAUGGCCUUGUAGCAGUUUCACAUUGUCAAAAUUUGGAAAUACUGCAUAUUUUGAAAACACCAGAUUGUUCGAAUUUAGGUUUAGUUUCUGUUGCUGAGAAUUGUAAGCUUUUGAGGAAGCUUCAUAUUGACGGUUGGAAAACGAAUAGGAUAAACGAUGAUGGGUUGAUUGGUGUGUCAAAAUACUGUGUCAAUCUUCAAGAGUUGGUGCUUAUUGGUGUUGAUUGUACUCGUGUUAGUUUAGAGCUGUUAGCUACGAAUUGCCAGAAGCUAGAGCGAUUGGCGUUAUGCGGGAGUGAAACGGUUGGGGAUGCUGAGAUUUCCUGCAUUGCUGAAAAAUGCACAGCUUUGAAGAAGCUUUGCAUCAAGAGUUGCCCUGUAUCUGAUCUUGGAAUGGAAGCGCUUGCAGGUGGGUGUCCGAAUUUGGUGAAAGUUAAGGUGAAGAAGUGUCGUGGAGUGACGGGUGAUGGUGUCGGUUGGUUGAGGGCUAGCAGGGAGUCGUUGGCUGUGAAUUUGGACACUACAGAAGUUGAGAGUCAGGAUGCGGUUAGUGAUGGUGGUCAAGAUGAAAACCCUGCUGCAGCUAACCAAAUUGAGGUAGCUAGUAAUGUUGCUUCCAGCAGUAGUAGUAGAUCAACAUCAUUCAAGGCUAGAUUUGGCCUUAUUGCUGGGAGAAAUUUAGUGUCGUGCGCAUUCAGGAAGUGGUCAAGCUUCAGCGGUGGUUCCCCAUGUCAUUGAGCAGGAAAUGGUCCAGAGUAGGGAAAUUUGCUGGUUUGUUAUACAGUCAUGUUUUUAACUUUAUAAUUAGAUGCUUCUGUCUUGUGUAUUCUGUAUUCUGCCUGGUUUGCUUGCUAAAUUUGGUCUGCAUUGAUGGCAUUUUUCUUAUGGAAUUUGAUCUUUGUUGUUAA